CCCUUGUAAAAUUUAGCCAGUACUCGGCGGGGACUUUAGUGGUGUCCAGCUCUUCUGAGCUUUCGUAUCCUUUUUUCCAUAUUAGUUAUGAAAUUGCUUAGAAACAGGAAAAUAUUAAAGGAGUCUGCUUUAAUCCAAGAUUUUUCCAAUUGAACUUCUGAAAGCUAAAGUGUUGCUAAUUUUCCAACAAAAUUCUGGAGAAAAGGAUACGCGAGUCUGGUAGUCAAAGCGGUUCUUGCUACUCAGAAGUGCGGUUUUGCGUUGCGACUUGCCGUGAGUGCAGUGGUCCACGAAUAUAUUGGUGCUGAAGCACGGUAAACUCGCGUGAAUUACCGACUGUUUUCUAAUCAACUAACCGCAUAACUUCAGCGUUUCUAGUUUUAUCAAUAAACGAGCUCAGAUUCUCCCAGUGAUAUCCCCGCGAUUAAACAGCACCAACGCCGCAAAUCAAACCUCAUUGCAAAUACGUCGAAGCUCCCAACUAGCUGUGCUGUCUGCUCAAGUGCGAAAAAGUUUUCCAUAAAUAUAAAAUACAAGUGAAAAGCCAACAAAGGUAGUGAAGUGAAUUUAAUUUAAAAGUUUUAAGUGAGCAAGUUUUAUUAGACCGAAACGAAGUAAGUGGGGAACCGGAAUUAAAAAAAAUGGCUUGGGGCUAUUGGAGUGCCACAACGGUAGAUCGUGGCCGUUCACCACGUCGUAAUACACAAUGUGUCGCGAUGCCAGUGAAUACGGUACCGCAAUCAGAACCUCCACCACCCGUCGCCACCUGCUACAGUCCAACCUGCCGUAGCCGAUGCACUAGUCCUUGCCAUAGUCCGUGUCCGGAUAGUCCUUGUCAGUCGGUAAGUCCACCAUUGCCGGCUCCUCCAUCAUUGGCACAAUGCUCGCAAAUGCAACAACCACAACAACCGCCACAACCGAUUCUACCGCCAGAGGAUUACUCCCGACGUGCUUCAUUGGACCGCUUGGAUAGUCCACAGUCCUACGAUUUUGGCAUACAGGCACAUCAGCUCUCGGACAUACUGUGUCGGGGUGCGACGGUUUCAUCAAUACAAUCGGCCAGCAACACCCUCACACGUGGAACAUCAUUACGAGGCAGUGUAAUGGCAGGUGGAGUGGACACAGGUGACUACGAUGUACCGCAUCCGCAUCCUUAUACACAUCAUUAUAUGCAAACGACAGCAUCCAUCACCCCACCACAUUCGGCCAUGAGUCUGGUGGGCUCACGUCCUGGAUCGGCUGGUGGCUCAGGACAUGGUUCCGGAUCGGGCUCGAGCCCAGGUGGAUGUGUAAGUGGGAGUGGCAGUGGAAUGGGUCGAAGUGGUGGAGGCCGAAGUAGUGGAGGUGGUGGAACGGGAAGUUGUGAUGAUAGUGGCGGUGGAGGUGGUGGAAGUAGUGGAGGACGUAAUAGUGUUUUAGGCGAUUUGAUAGGAGGCGGCGGUGGUGUGGGUAUUGGAAUUAGUUACCAGGAAUGUAUACAUUAUGAGAGAUUGCCGAUACCGGUGCCUAUACCCACGGUGCCGCCACCACCACCCCUGCAUUCCGAGGAGGAAAUUGAACCAGCUUACGCUACAGUAUUUCCGAAUGUGCCAUCAGCGCCUGGACUGUCCUGUGUAGGAGAAGAUCGGAGUAUAUACAGACGAGGAGCACGAAGAUGGCGAAAACUGUAUCGUAUCAAUGGACACAUAUUCCAAGCGAAAAGAUUUAAUCGGCGAGCCUUCUGUGCCUAUUGUCAAGACCGCAUAUGGGGACUUGGACGUCAGGGAUUCAAGUGCAUUCAAUGUAAACUUCUGGUGCACAAGAAAUGCCACAAACUAGUGCAAAAACCAUGUACUAAUGAGCACGUCGAACCCGUUGUGAAAGAACGUGAUGAGCUCAAUGGCGAAGCACCACCAGAAAUCAUUCCUCCAGCUCCAGAUUAUCCGCCAGAAUUGACGGAACCUUGUGAUCAGGUAGCCGUCGAGGCACCACAAAAUGUGGAAGAGAACUUAGAGCCAGGCGCUCAACGUCAAUACUCGCUGGACGAUUUUGAAUUGAUUCGAGUUAUUGGUCGAGGCAGCUACGCUAAGGUCCUAAUGGUUGAGUUGAAAAAGACUCGAAGAAUUUACGCUAUGAAAGUUAUAAAAAAGGCUUUAGUAACGGAUGAUGAGGACAUCGAUUGGGUGCAAACAGAAAAGCAUGUUUUCGAAACAGCUUCGAAUCAUCCAUUUUUGGUUGGAUUGCAUUCUUGUUUCCAGACACCGUCAAGGCUCUUCUUCGUUAUCGAAUUCGUCCGCGGUGGAGACCUCAUGUUUCAUAUGCAACGGCAGCGACGCCUUCCUGAGGAACACGCUCGUUUCUAUGCAGCUGAAAUUAGUUUGGCCUUGAAUUUCCUUCAUGAGAAAGGAAUAAUUUAUCGUGAUUUGAAGCUGGAUAACGUUCUGUUAGAUCAUGAGGGUCAUAUCAAAUUGACAGAUUAUGGCAUGUGUAAGGAGGGAAUACGUCCUGGUGAUACAACUUCAACAUUUUGCGGAACGCCUAAUUAUAUAGCUCCUGAAAUUCUCCGUGGUGAAGACUACGGAUUUUCGGUGGAUUGGUGGGCCUUGGGUGUGUUACUCUAUGAAAUGUUGGCUGGACGUAGCCCGUUCGAUAUUGCUGGUGCGUCAGAAAAUCCAGAUCAAAAUACGGAAGAUUAUCUAUUCCAAGUUAUAUUGGAGAAAACUAUUAGGAUACCUCGUUCGUUAAGCGUUAAAGCGGCUCAAGUACUUAAAGGUUUCCUAAAUAAGAAUCCUGCUGAUCGUCUAGGUUGCAAUCGUGAAUCGGCCUUCAUGGACAUUGUCAAUCAUCCGUUCUUUAAAUCUAUCGACUGGGAAAUUCUUGCACAAAAGGAGGUCCAACCGCCUUACAUUCCGACUUUUGAUCCCGGCGAUCCAGAUUUUGCAUCAAAUUUUGAUCCACAGUUUACCAGAGAACCGGCUGAAUUGACGCCUGACGAUCCCCGGGUGAUUGACAGAAUCGAUCAGUCAGAGUUUGAAGGCUUCGAAUAUGUGAAUCCACUCCUAAUGUCCUUGGAAGACUGCGUCUGACAUCACGAGUCCUGUCAGCUGCAUCCAUACAACAUGCAGCUUUACGGUGACGAUUCAAGUGACUAUGAUUCUGUAGCUGAUGAUCUCAGCAUAAUGCAGUUACCUCCUCCACCAUCCAAAAGUCUACUUCAGCACAUGUUUUGCCUUCCAUUGAACUAAAAACAACAAAGAAAAAAAAACAUAAAAUGAACAAAAAAAAUAUUAAAACAAGACAUAGAAUUAUAACAAAAUGCAACAAAAUGUAUUUCAAAAUUUAGAAAUAGCCAAAAAAAACAAAAAAAGACGAAUUAAAUACACAAUAUUGGAAAUCAUAGCAGGAAUAAAGCGAAAGAUAGUCAUCACACAUUGACGCUUUUAGAAUCCAUCUUUUAUCGUUUCUAGACCGAAAAAAAAGUAACAACAAAUUACUAAAUAUAGCGACAAAGAGAAAAGACAAUUUGCACUGAAAUCAUGCAUUUUUAAUUGAAAUUGUUUUAAUUCAUUGGAAAUUAUUGGAAUUUGUAAAUUUUAAAGCUACGAAUGAACGAAUUGAGUGGAAUAAUUGUAAUUUUUAUUCAAAAAAAAAAAAUAAUGGACAUUAAAUGGUGUCCUGAACUUGAAUGUAAAAUUUAAAAAUGUUGGAUUUCAAACUUAGUUCUUUUUUAUAUAAAUGGGGUAGUUCUGUUCCGAUAGUAUGUUUACUGUUUAGGGUGAAAUGUCGCAUUAAAAAUUGGGGGAAAAGAUGAAAAAUUCGAAAUUAAAUCGAAUGUAAUUUAUAUUAUAAGCUUGAAAUCGUCCAAUUGGCAAUUGAAAGUAUUAUUUUUAAUGCUAAUUAUGUAAUUAUGAAUAUUAUUUUGUAAGGAUGAAAGAAGUACUUAUUAUAGAAAAGGAUAUUUGGGAAAAUUGGACAUGUGAAGGAUAAUUGGAAUAGUUUUUGUAAUAUUUAUGUUUUCAAUCGGAAUCUGUUGGGGGUUUUUCUUGAAUGGAUUUUGUAUGCAUAUUGUUCGAUUUUUUUUUAAUGAGAGCUCAAAGGGUUUUGCAAUUGGCAGUCAAUCGGUUUUAACUUUGAUAUUACCAGGUGUACUCCUAAUUAAUUUCCGGCUUUUUUGUGAAUGAAACACAUAAUUCCAAGGGAACCGCAAUAGUUAUUUUAUUCGAAAUAUUUUCCAUCACUUUCUACACAUUUUGUCCACCUUUCUGGUAAUUUGUGAAUACCAGACCUGUAGAAUUGACUCCCUUUGGAGGUGAACCACUCAGUGAGCCAUUUCCCCAAAUUUUCGUAGG
This is a messenger RNA of Hermetia illucens (black soldier fly), 4328 nucleotides long. RefSeq names its product atypical protein kinase C (gene aPKC). The coding region runs from base 642 to 3065 and encodes 807 amino acids. Gene Ontology annotation, biological process: protein phosphorylation; establishment or maintenance of cell polarity. Lineage: Eukaryota; Metazoa; Arthropoda; Insecta; Diptera; Stratiomyidae. The transcript has 10 exons. The record is from RefSeq and is a predicted model, not a curated record. Gene Ontology annotation, molecular function: ATP binding; protein serine/threonine kinase activity.